Molecule: messenger RNA, 432 nt
Organism: Schistocerca cancellata (South American locust)
Lineage: Eukaryota; Metazoa; Arthropoda; Insecta; Orthoptera; Acrididae
Exons: 4
Coding region: 1-432 (143 amino acids)
Source: RefSeq, a predicted model, not a curated record
AUGAUGCCAUUGACUAAAAUAUUAUACCACACAAGAGAAAUUCUUCUGUUAUCGCAAGCUUUCAUUCUAGCACUGCCCUAUUGUACACGUUCAUUUCAACCACACUUGACACUAUUGUGUAACGAUGUCAUGUUUCAAUUUUUAGACAAGUUGCCGAGUACUACAGAAGAAUGGAAACGAUGUUCGGAGGAAUUUGAUAUAACUUCGAACUUCCCUCUUUGCGUGAGAGAUGAUGAUGCACCAAUAAAAACCGGCAGCGAGUGCUAUAACUACAAGAACUUUUUUAGCAUUGUGUUGUUUGCUCUAGUGGAUGCAAACUACCAUUUCUUGUAUGCUGAUGUGGUUUCACAGGGUGGUAUAUCUGAUGGUGGAAUAUUCAAAAACAGUAAAUUGUGGAAGAAAUUGCAAGACGACUCCCUUAACAUGCCUUGA